UGAAGUGACCUAUUGCCCAAAUUUCAAACCCACCCAUAAUCAUCUCUUUCUCUCAGAGUCAUUGUUCUCCGUUCUCCGUCCGCACCGGCGCCACACGCCCACUGCGCCACCAUUCUUCUAAACACCCCUUUCUCUACUUCACGUCCGAACCAAACUAUGGAUAAACAAAGCGCAGAGAAAUCACGUCGAGAACGAAGGAAAGAAUCCCGCUUGGCAAAGAAUGCAUCAAAACACGAGUCCUGGCUCCUUCAUCGGAAAUCUAGAGCUACGAAAAAACAUGGCAGUAAUUCAGCUAUGGAAACUAAAAACACACCUGAUACAUCAGUUAGUCCUAGUGUCAAGGAAACACAAGCUGGGAAGUUAGAGUCUUACUCUAAGAAACAUGAGAUAGAUGAAGAACACGUAGUGGCAGAGGAAGAAAAGGGUGGUUCUGUUGCAAAGAAAAUGAGGAAAGUGAAGAAGGGUUCUAGCAAAGGUUCCAGGAAGAGCAUGUUGGAGCUUGGUAUGCAGGAUGUUUCUAUAGCUGCUGAAAAGGAUCUAGAACUGGAAAGGAAGCUUUCCAAGAAGCUAAAGGUGAAGGAAGGAAAAUUGAGGGGAAUGGAUGAUGGGCUUAACAUAUUACUUGAAGGAAUGUCUUCUUCUUUUGAUUUCAUGGGAGAGGGGGAGGUUCCUGGUAUUGAUGAAUUUCCUGUGAAUAGAUUGAAGAAAAGCUUGUCAAGUAAGAAGGACAAGUUGUCAAGGAAAAGAAUGAAACAGGAAGCAAUGGAUGAUGUAUCAGAGCAUGUACAAACUUCUAGUGAAGAUGUAGAAUUGGAUGAUGUUCCAGACAGUGUGCCUUCAAGGAAGAAGCACAAGAAAAGGAAAUCAUCAAUUGAGCAGCAGGAAGACAAUGAAGAGGAUGAUGCUGUUGGGAUGUCCAAGCCUUUGGAAUCUUGUGGAAUGGAGGGGAAAUUGGGUAACACUCCUGCUGAACUUCCGGAAAAGAAAGCCAAAGGGAAAUAUAUUGCGCCUCACUUGAGAGCUCGUGCUGGCAAUGAGCCUGAAGAGCAUACUCAAAUACGAAGACGUGUGCGAGGGCUUCUUAACAGGCUUUCUGAAUCUAAUGUUGAGUCAGUUACUGGGGAAUUGUCCUUGAUCUUUCAGACUGUUGCUCGUAGUAUUGGUUCACAGAUCUUGACUGAGGAAGUUUUGGCAUCAUGUUCUGGUGGUCCUCGUGGCAAUCAACAGUAUGCUGCUACUUUUGCUGCAUUUGUUGCUGGGAUGGCAUGUUUGGUUGGUGUUGACUUCAGUGCAAAGUUUUUGGCUUCCUUUGCUAAAUGUUUUGAGGAUGAGUACAAUAAAGAAGACAAUCUCUCCUUGCGGAAUCUUACUCUUCUUUUAUCCUAUUUAUGCAUAUUUGGAGUCUGUUCUAGUGAUUUGAUAUAUGACUUUCUGGUCAUGCUGAGCAAGCGUUUAACUGAGACAGAUGUCUCUAUCAUUUUGGCGUUGUUACAAUGUUGUGGGAUGAAAAUAAGGGUUGAUGAUCCAGCUGCCAUGAAAGAUUUCAUUCUUAGCGUUCAAGAUACAUCAAAAAAGUUGAAGGCUUCCUCUGGAGAUGACAGUCAAAAGAAAAAUAGUAAAAGAAUGGACUUCAUGCUUGAAAUCAUAUGUGACAUCAAGAAUAACAAAAGAAAACCAAAUGAGGACUCUGCACAUCACACUCGGAUUAAGAAGUGGUUACAGAAGUUAAGAGUUGAUGACAUUUUGAUUAGAGGGCUUAAAUGGAGCAAGCUUCUUGAUCCUGACAAGAAGGGCCAGUGGUGGUUGUCCGGAGAUGCAGCAUCUUCAACAGUUAAUGUUGAAGAAGUUGCCAACAGAAUAGACAAAGAUGUUCUUGAAACCCAGAGAAUGCUCCAGCUCGCUGCUGCUCAAAAGAUGAACACAGAUGCCAGAAGGGCAAUCUUUUGUAUAAUAAUGAGUGGGGAAGACUAUAUUGAUGCAUUUGAGAAACUUCUAAGAUUGGAAUUACCAGGCAAACAGGACAGAGAUGUCAUGCGUGUUCUUGUGGAGUGUUGUUUGCAAGAGAAAGUUUUUAACAAGUAUUAUACAGUGCUGGCUUCCAAGUUAUGCGAGCAUGACAAAAAUCACAAGUUCACUCUACAGUUUUGCCUGUGGGAUCAGCUUAAGGAGCUGGAGUCAAUGCCUCUUAUGAGGUCAAUGCACUUGGCAAAAUUUGUGGCUGAAAUGGUUGCCUCUUUCACUCUCUCCCUUAAUGUUUUGAAGACUGUGGAUCUGAAUGAUAUCACCUUGUUGACACCAAGAAGGGUCAUGCAUUUCCGCAUUCUGUUUGAGGCCAUUUUGGAGUAUCCGGAAAACUUGGUAUGGAACAUAUUCACACGUGCAGCAGUGAUUCCUGACCUUGAAAGUCUUAGGCAAGGCCUUGAAUUUUUCAUAAAGGAGUACGUUGUGAAAACCAAUAGAGAUCUAACUCAAAAGUUCAAGUUAGCAAAAAAAGCCCUUAAUAAUGUGGAAGGAGUUUUGAGGUGAAAGUAAAAUUUGGAUUCUACCCAAUUUUGUAGCUUAACUUUAUGCUUUUUUGGUAAAGAGGAACUGUUAUUUUAGAGGAUGAUUUUGAAAA
Messenger RNA from Vigna unguiculata (cowpea), 2617 nucleotides. Its product is annotated as MIF4G domain-containing protein / MA3 domain-containing protein. Gene Ontology annotation, cellular component: nucleolus. The record is from RefSeq and is a predicted model, not a curated record. Gene Ontology annotation, molecular function: RNA binding; protein binding. NCBI's taxonomy places the organism in Eukaryota, Viridiplantae, Streptophyta, Magnoliopsida, Fabales, Fabaceae. Gene Ontology annotation, biological process: ribosomal small subunit biogenesis.